Messenger RNA from Radiomyces spectabilis, 2501 nucleotides. RefSeq lists its product as uncharacterized. The record is from RefSeq and is a predicted model, not a curated record. The coding region runs from base 114 to 2273 and encodes 719 amino acids. NCBI's taxonomy places the organism in Eukaryota, Fungi, Mucoromycota, Mucoromycetes, Mucorales, Radiomycetaceae. Gene Ontology annotation, biological process: protein localization to plasma membrane. The transcript is spliced from 10 exons.
GUCAUUCUGCCUUGGCUGCCUAUUGUUUCACAUUGGAUUUUUUUUUGGAGUUAUUCUGUUUUACGCCAUGGCGUUUUUAUUUUUUAUUUUUGUUAUAUGUAUUUUUAUUCAUAAUGCCUCACCAUUUUUCAUUUGUUUUUAUAUAUUUUUGUAGGAACAAUCGGAUAUCGCUGCUUAUUAUCAAAUCUCUUAUUCAAACAUGUCAUCGUGACCUCAAUUUAUUUUCCAAAUAUGUCGUUCGCAUCUUUAGCAUGAUUCUUAAUACACGCGAUAUUGACUUGAUUGAUCUCACUUGCGAAACGUACAUCGUGUUUUGUGAUCAUCAUGAGGGCGCGACUCUGGGCGUCGACCCCGAGUUUACGGCGGACUAUGAAUCACUGCUGGACAAAUUCGCAGGAUUUUGCAAUUAUACCAAUGCUGAUCGCUCGGUGGCCUUGAAAAUGCGAUACAUUGGUCACCGCGCGAUCCAAGCCGCCGUCAUGUCUACAGCAUUAAAGGCUUCGGAUAUCAAAACUCAACUCAAUACCAUCCUGCCACCUGUCGUGGCCACACUCGCUCAAUCCAAAGAACCCAUUCAACAGCUGUCAACCAACGACGGUUCCAUGGAUAUUCGACGUUCUGCCGUAGCCGAAGGCGAUGUACAGCAAAUGUCCAUUGAUCUUUUGGCAUCUCAAACCCUGUCUAUCCUUUACAAUAAAACCAAUGGGGCCGCAGUGCGUAUGUCGCUCACCACCAUGUUCAAAUUCAUUGAUGACAACGAUCUAUGGUGGCCAUCCGAGUUCGCUGCUUCCAUUGCCCGGCUUAUCUUGGAUUCGUUGCAGCCACAAUAUCGGUAUUUAUUGGUGUCGGAAAUGCUUCAACAACUGGAUCAACUCGAUAAAACUCACGUCAAUGCCAAAUCUGCAUCGCUGAUCGCUAUUCUUGAUAACGUUUUGAAUGCCAACCUUGCGUUGGUCGGUAUCUCCGUCCUCGAAGUAUUGAAUACUCUGUUUUCAUUGUUGAUGUGGUGGUUGGGAGAUCGGUCUCCACGCGAACAAUUGCCGGAGGAAGCAUCGGAACAGGAUCAAUACGAAUAUACGGUGCAUACCGGUGUCAUCAACUGCAUUGGUGGUCUCGCGUCUCAAACCUAUUAUCAAAAUCAGCUGAAUGACAUUGCCGGCUACCUUGUGGCCAAAUUACGGACAAGCACCACCCUGGAUGUGAUUGAUCAAUUACCUAUUGCGACCUACCGUUACAUCGUACUUCGUUGCCUCGAAGCCGUCAUCCGCACCACCAAACAUACCGACCCCCUCAGUCAUACCACGUCUUCUGAGGAAAUGAGCAUGCUACCACCAGCCGUCAACUUUAUCGCUGCCAAUGUAUGGACGCCAGCCUUGAGUUUGUUGACGGACAGAUAUGCAGAAACCCGUCUCAUGUUUGCACGUACAUUGUCACUGUAUCUAUCGACCUCGUUAAUGGAAAGAGUACCCGAAACGCCCCAGAUUCGUACCGACUCUCCUGGCCCUUAUCGACUGUCUCACGGAUGCUCAAUUUCUUCCAUGGACAGCUCCUCCAAGCAUUUGUUAUACUGUCAUGGGGAUACCAUGUUCCUGAAUACACUGCAGCAGUUGAUCGUGGAAUGGGUGGAAUUGCCGGAUUGCGAAUUUGAGGAAGUUUAUGCAGCCUAUGAUUUGCUUUGUGCUAUUGUUCAUCGAUUUAAGAUUGACGGCAUUAUCCAAUGCGUUCCCUUGAUUUUCAAGCUUCAGGAUUUGAUUAAGGAACACAGCCUGGGCUCUCCGGCACAGGAAAGAGCCGUGGCCACCAUCACACUUGAAUGGCUCUCCAUGGUUGGUCACUCGUAUCACUUGGAAAGUCUCUGUGACUAUACCGAUAAACUGAAAGAAGAACGAGUCCAAGCGAAUCAAUAUUUCGAGCUUGCAGCGAGCGAGCAAUCGACGGAUGCCAAGGAACUGGAAGCUCGCGAAAAGCAAAACGAUACACCCGUGGACAAAUUCAUUGAUCGACAUGUGGUUGUGGAUGCCCUAUCGAAAGACAGUCAGUUCCGUGAUCGUAGCGAUCGUCACGGUUUGGAUCUCGAAAGCAAACUGUACAUAGAGUGGGGCGCCAAAUUAGGAGCGAAUGGCGAUCACGCUUUCCGUAUUUGUACGUCUCCGAGUGUAGAAGAUCUGAAACCAAAAUUGGCCACCACACCGUGGUUGAGCACGGAUGUAAGGACUCGGGCAUGGACGUGGUGUGUAAUCUUCCAUGGACAGACACUCAUUUAUUUUUCUUGAUGAUCAUGUAGCGUGUGCCUCAAGAGAAGAAGCCGACUGUCAAAGUUGAAACGCUCAAAGAAGCACUUGCCGCACAAUUGUUAGCGAAUGAAACCGCCGAAAGUGCUGCGGAUUCCGAUUCACUUCAAAGCAUUGCGUUGACCAACAGCCUGGCGAAACGACCGAAAGACGCUCGACCCGAUAUUAACUCGCUGCUCAGUAAACUGAAUCGUGAUUCGGAUAAAGAAA